AUGGUUAGUACCGCUUUGAGUCCAUCAGAUGAUGUAAAGGAAACUGAUUACAAGUCAAGUGGGAGUGGCUCCACUGCAGUUGACUCAGAAAACACCACCACUUUUAGUCAAAUGAGGCACAGAGUUGAUACAGCCAGUUCCACCGCUUCUACCUCAACUACAGACACUAAAAUUUCUUCACAAGAUACCCGCACUCUGUCAUCUCGUCGCAAGCCCAAGAGAAAUAGAUCCUAUAUCAAUGUUGCUCCACUAAAUACCCCUUUAAGUCAUAGGUUGGAAACUGUUGGGGUAAUUUGGCAUUGCAUCAGCAUCCCCUUUUUCCUAUGCUUAUUCCUCUUUUUGAUCUCCUUGGGCUGGAUAGUUUGGCUUACAAUUAUAUUACCCUAUUUCAUAUGGUGGUAUGGCUUUGACUUGCACACGCCUACAAAUGGCAAAGGUACUUAUCGCGUUCGCAAUUCAAUGAAAAACCUCAUCAUAUGGGAAUGGUUUGUUAAUUAUUUCCCAAUCAGGUGUUACAAAACUGUCGAUUUGGAGCCUACGUUCGAUAAAGUAUUGUUGAGGGAUACAGGAAGCUCGGAAGAUGAUGAACAAGACUUGAUACUGGAGUCGCUGCUAACUUCAUUGGACCAUUUGUUCAAAUUCUUGGGGUUAAAAAAGAGAAUAAAUACAGCAGACGAUGCUGUACUGAUAAAGUCUAAUUCCUCAGUUUACAAAAAAGUUUCAUCUGGACCUAGAUAUAUCUUUGGUUAUCAUCCCCAUGGAGUUAUAUCCAUGGGUGCUGUUGGGUUAUUUGGUACAAAUGCCUUGCGGAAUGAGCCAUAUGAACCAGUGCUGAAAUGGUUGAAACCCUUUUUUCAUGACCCUUCGAAACACACUCCUUUAUUUCCAGGCAUAGGCAAGAUAUUCCCUUUGACAUUGACUACCCAAUUCACAAUACCAUUCUACCGUGACUAUUUGAUGGCCUUGGGUAUUAGCAGUGCCUCUGCUAAAAAUAUAAAGAGUUUAAUCACUAAUGGUGAUAAUUCCAUCUGCCUUGUUGUUGGUGGCGCUCAAGAGUCAUUAUUGAAUAACAUGAUUGCGAAAAACUCAAGGAUAGGAUAUGGCUAUAGGGAAGACAAUGAGACUGAAGAAAGCGAUGAAAAAAGUAGUAGCAGCAACAGCAACAACAACAGCAACAGCCAUCAAACAAAAACAAGUGAGUCUCCACAUCGCGAGGUAAAGUUGGUUCUCAACAAGCGUAAGGGAUUUGUCAAAUUGGCCAUCGAACUAGGUAAUGUUUCUCUUGUACCAACAUUUGCAUUUGGUGAAGCUGACGUUUAUAGAUUAACCGUCCCACCCCCAGGCUCGCUUGGCUAUAAGUUCCAACAAUGGAUGAAAAAAACAUUUGCAUUUACAGUUCCAUUCUUUAGUGCCAGAGGAGUUUUCAUUUAUGACUUUGGCUUUUUGCCAUAUCGCAAUCCAAUAAACAUUGUUGUUGGAAAACCAAUCCACAUCCCUGAAGGAAUCUUGCAGGAUUAUAGACUAAACCACCCCGAGGAAUUCGAGGAUGAGAUUAUUGACGCUAAAGGGGAUUUAUCAAAAGAAAAAGAAGAAGAAGAUGGAUCACCUUCAACGAAGAUGGAAAAGACUGGAUCUUUUACGGACUUUUUAACUUUAAAGAAGAAAUUGGUUCCUAAACCCAGACCUAAAGUGCCACAAAAGUUAUUGGACCACUAUCAUAAACAAUACGUUGACGAAUUGAAGAGAGUAUACAAUGACAACAAGGACAAGUUUGGAUACGGAGAAGUUGCAUUAAAUAUCGUUGAAUAG
This is a messenger RNA of Lodderomyces oxycetoniae, 1809 nucleotides long. Its product is annotated as diacylglycerol O-acyltransferase. The transcript has a single exon. Gene Ontology annotation, biological process: triglyceride biosynthetic process. Bases 1 to 1809 code for a protein of 602 amino acids. Lineage: Eukaryota; Fungi; Ascomycota; Pichiomycetes; Serinales; Debaryomycetaceae. The record is from RefSeq and is a predicted model, not a curated record. Gene Ontology annotation, molecular function: diacylglycerol O-acyltransferase activity. Gene Ontology annotation, cellular component: endoplasmic reticulum membrane.